ACAAGCAAACAAACAACAGAAAAACAAAACAUAGAAUAGCUGUCCGAUGAAGCUUCUGACUCUUAAAGCACUUCCAUAGUUCCAUCCAUUUUCAAAACACACAUCAUGAUCCUCCUAUAUAACACUUCAUCAUCCACCACAACCAUGAAUAAACACAACCAAUUCCUCGUACCACCAUGACAAAACGUGAACCAACACUGCUUUUACUACUACAACUACUUUUCCUCUUGUCAUGCUCAUGCCUAACACACUCAACCACCAUCAUCAACGUGUGGCCCAAACCAAGAAACCUCACGUGGACCCCACCAUACCAAGCCACCCUCAUAGCCUCCACAUUCACCAUCACCACCACAACGCCCCACCACAACAAACACCUCUCCGCCGCCGUCACCCGCAUCCAAAACCUCGUAAAAACCGAACACCACCACCCACUUGUCCCCCCUGGGGUCAACAUCUCCACAAACCUUCCACCACUAGAAUCCCUCACCCUCACUAUUGUCGAUCCCGAUGCAGGACUCGUCCAUGAUGUGGACGAAUCCUACACACUAUCCAUCCUCCCUUCCUUGGCCACUCUCACUGCAAAUACAACUUGGGGCGCCAUGCGAGGCCUGGAGACAUUCUCCCAACUCGCAUGGGGCCGCCCCACGUGCAUUGCAGUGGGAGUGCACGUGUGGGAUUCUCCCAUCUAUGCCCACCGUGGAAUCAUGGUGGACACUUCAAGGAACUACUACCCUUUGAAGGACUUGUUGAGGACAGUGGAAGCCAUGAGCAUGAACAAGCUCAACGUGUUCCACUGGCAUGUUACGGACUCGCACUCUUUUCCCUUGGUGCUUCCUUCUGAGCCUACCUUGGCUGAAAAGGGUGCUUAUGCGUCUCACAUGGUGUACUCACCAGAGGAUGUGAAAACAAUAGUGGAGUUUGGUCUUGAUCGUGGGGUUCGUGUGUUGCCUGAGAUUGACUCACCUGGGCACACAGGAUCUUGGGCAUUAGCCUACCCUGACAUUGUAACUUGUGCCAACAUGUUCUGGUGGCCAGCUGAGGGUGAUUUGCUUGCUGCAGAACCAGGAACAGGUCAUUUGAACCCUCUAAACCCCAAGACUUACCAAGUCCUAAAGAAUGUCAUACGUGACACAACCACAUUGUUCCCAGAACAAUUCUACCACUCAGGUGCUGAUGAGGUUAUACCAGGUUGCUGGAAAACCGAUCCCACAAUUCAGAAGUAUCUAUCAGACGGUGGCACUCUAAGCCAACUUCUUGAGAAGUUCAUCAACAACACCCUCCCUUUCAUUUUGUCCCUCAACCGCACCGUUGUCUAUUGGGAAGACGUUUUGCUAGAUGACACAGUCCAUGUGCCAUCCACAAUGCUCCCCAAGGAGCAUGUGAUUCUGCAAACAUGGAACAAUGGGCACAACAACACCAAGAAGUUAGUUUCUUCUGGAUACAGAACCAUUGUGUCUUCAUCACAAUUCUAUUACUUGGAUUGUGGGCAUGGUGACUUUGUGGGGAAUAAUAGCAUCUAUGAUGACCAAAAUGGGAAUGUGAAAGAUGAUGGUGGAUCUUGGUGUGGACCCUUUAAGACAUGGCAAACGAUAUAUGACUAUGAUAUAGCAUAUGGGUUGAGUGAGGAAGAAGCAAAGUUGGUUUUGGGUGGGGAGGUAGCACUGUGGUCAGAACAAGCUGAUACACCUGUUUUGGAUGCAAGGAUUUGGCCUAGAAGUUGUGCAUUGGCUGAGGCACUGUGGUCCGGGAAUAGGGAUGAGAAGGGGAGGAAGAGAUAUGCUGAGGCCACUGAUAGAUUGAAUGAAUGGAGAAGUAGAAUGGUAAGUAGAGGAAUAGGGGCUGAACCUAUUCAGCCACUUUGGUGUGUUAGGAAUCCUGGUAUGUGUAACACAGUUCAGUGAGUGUACUAGCAUUCUUACUUUGUUAUGAAAAAGGAAGAAAAGAAGAAAAAAAUUCUCUUAAUUUUAAUUGGGUCGUUAGUCUAUACUCUUUAGUGUCCAACUGGUGUAUAGCAGUGUAGGCCUCCUGAAAGCCUAUUGUUUUAUGAUGAAUGAUUGUAAUGUCAAAGAAUAUUAAAUUUAUACAUUUCUUGAUUUCAAUUGGUGUUGUUA
This is a messenger RNA of Cajanus cajan (pigeon pea), 2111 nucleotides long. RefSeq names its product beta-hexosaminidase 2. Gene Ontology annotation, biological process: carbohydrate metabolic process; glycosaminoglycan metabolic process. NCBI's taxonomy places the organism in Eukaryota, Viridiplantae, Streptophyta, Magnoliopsida, Fabales, Fabaceae. The record is from RefSeq and is a predicted model, not a curated record. Gene Ontology annotation, molecular function: beta-N-acetylhexosaminidase activity. Gene Ontology annotation, cellular component: membrane.